CCCGCACCUGAUAGCAUCAAUCGUGGCCAGCAUGGACAUUGCAGAUUGCUGUCUACACAGUACGUAUGGCCUAACCGCCGACAAGGUUACGUUGCACCUCGAUCGAGAGCUGCCCCACGGACGUGCCGUGCAUCAAAACGUCGUCAACUGCAAUCAUACUAAGAAGACUACCAGACGUCGAAUCGGUAGAAAUCUUGGAUCUCUAGCUCACACCUGCCUCGGUUCCAAAAGUCCUGUUGAUGCGCUCUUUGGCCUCUAUCAAGAUAAUCAAAAGGCAUUGCCAAACCAAAUGCCACUUGUUUGGUAGUCUCCACGCGCAGAAAGAAGAAGCAGGCGAACCGGUAGCUGGCCCUAAGACGAGAAGUACGUGGUCGUGGCACAAUUCGAUUCGAAUUUUAGUUCGAAUCCUCACGCAUGGGUAAAUUCCGCUCUCGGAGCGGCUGCCUUACAUGUCGAGUGCGGCGCGUCAAGUGUGACGAAACUCGCCCCGUAUGCAAGGCCUGUGGCAAGAAGAACCGCCCUUGCCAAUGGGAAGAGCCCCAUACCAAGUUCAAGGAUUACCGGCCUGAUGGACCCUCAUCGAUUAAAUCUGCCACGGGCGGCACCGACGAGGAAAACGAUGCCAAGGGAGACGUGAUGGAUGUGGAUGAUGUCAAUAGUGUCGAGAGAGGACAUGACAUGGUUCGUGCCGAACGUGCGAGCGAGGGAGGCCGCAGCCGGGACAAUUCACCGAGAAUACGGAAAAACAGUCGGGCCGACGGUUUGUCAGAAGGCCAGGCCAGCGUCUCUUCCCCGUCGGCGACGCUGUCGCCGCCUUCGCCCUACUAUGUCCAAAGACCAAAGAGUACGUCGGGUGGUGUGUCGGUGGCUAGUUUGCUGCAGUCGCACAACCCGGAAGGCUUACCAGAGAGUUCGCUGCCGUCGCAUAGCCGGGGGAGCAUGCAGCACGAGGCACACUCGCGUCCCUCUGAAAGCACACAUAGACCAGAUGCCAUGCCAGAGGGCACGAGAGCUUACUCGUCACAGCCCACUCCUCUGACCCAUGCAGAGGCCCUGCUAGUACAUCACUACACGGAGCAUCUUGGCCGCUGGCUUGACUGCACCGACGCAACCCGUCAGUUCACACUGGGAGUGCCGGAAAAGGUCAAACACUGCCCAGUACUAUGCCAUGCUGUCCUUUCUUUUGCUGCCCGUCACUGCAGGGAGGGCACGACGGCGGAAGCAGCGUAUGAGCGCUGCAUAGCCCUGCUCAUUGAACGACUUAACGAAGACGCCGCUAGCCAGGACGAGACUCUUUUAUGCGCCAUCGUCAUAUUACGCUUCUUCGAACAGCUCAAUGUCCCGUCCAGCACUGGGUCAGAUGAUGAACAACACCUUGCAGGCUGCUCAGCAAUCAUCCGUUCCUCUCAGGGACAUCAUUUUGUAGAUCCCUCGGCACCCACUUUGCGCGAGGCUGCUUUCUGGGUCUAUGUCCGCCAAUGCCUUUAUAAUGCUACCAUUAACCAGCAGCCUCCUGACAUUGACUUCUCACUGAAGUUGCACCCAAGCCCAGGCCAAAUGCGCGAUGCGCAUCCAUUGGCCCGUUUAAGGUUAGAGACGGCGUGGGCCAACCAGAUGACAUGGAAUCUUGCCCGUGUCGUCAAUUUUUGCUUUGAUGGCAACGAAUAUCCGAACGAGAGAGCUCAUAGACCGCAACGAUGGCAAGAACUAUGGGACCUUGUUCAGAAAUGGUUACAAGAUAGGCCACAAGGGUUCAAUGCCAUUUUCGAAGGCCCUGUUGACAAUCAGUCCUCCUUUCCCGACAUAUGGUUUACGGCCGACUGGCAUGUCGUCUCAUUUGGCUUUUACAACUUCGCUUGUAUCAUGCUGUUACGUUACAAACCGGGCCCGAAGUUCGCCAUCCGGAAUGUCAGCAGUUUAUCGCCGACCGACCAUCAAAUUUUAUCACAUGCACGAGCCAUAUGUGGAGCCAGCAAAAGCUCACCGGAGACUGUGCCCCUGGCGAUCACCGUCUGUCAUACCAUCUUCAUCUGGGGACCGCUUGUUUUGGACCCGAAAGAGAGGGGUCAAGUGGUUGAGAUUCUCACCAACUUUGAGAAGAACCACGUCUGGCCAACAACCUGGAUCAUCAACGCAGUCAAAGAUGAAUGGGGUGUGUCAGCCACUCCGGCUUCACCAACUUAG
Pyrenophora tritici-repentis Pt-1C-BFP is the source of this 2184-nucleotide messenger RNA. RefSeq lists its product as uncharacterized. Gene Ontology annotation, cellular component: nucleus. Gene Ontology annotation, biological process: positive regulation of transcription by RNA polymerase II. Gene Ontology annotation, molecular function: DNA-binding transcription factor activity; transcription cis-regulatory region binding. The record is from RefSeq and is a predicted model, not a curated record. Lineage: Eukaryota; Fungi; Ascomycota; Dothideomycetes; Pleosporales; Pleosporaceae.